Messenger RNA from Stylophora pistillata, 2500 nucleotides. Its product is annotated as 7SK snRNA methylphosphate capping enzyme. Gene Ontology annotation, biological process: snRNA modification. Gene Ontology annotation, molecular function: O-methyltransferase activity; snRNA binding; RNA methyltransferase activity. Lineage: Eukaryota; Metazoa; Cnidaria; Anthozoa; Scleractinia; Pocilloporidae. The record is from RefSeq and is a predicted model, not a curated record.
CACGUUGCAGUCGAUUGCUCGGAGAAUGCGAAUGGGCGUCUGGUGCCUGGCGAAGGUUAUAUUGUACGGUUGAUUAUUUUAAGGUUCCCUGGAAAUGGAAGCAUUAACGAUUAUUUGACGAUUUUAUCUACUUGCUUGAGAAAAGGAGCGUCCUUUAAAGCCAAGAACGAACUUUGAAGCGUUUCAAGGUGAUUUCGAGAUUUAAAAACUCUGCGCGAAGGCGAGGCCCCAAUUAAUUGACACUUCAUUUUCUUGCAAGCAAGUUUGAGGAAUUCAAUAUAAGGAACACACAACAGUCUUGGUCCACUGCAAAAGAGGAGAGGAAUAAUUUUCGCUGAUAACAAGGAUAUUUCCUUGUGGAUUUUAUUCUGAGGCUCGGGAAUAGUCGUCGUAUUCUACUCGUGAUGCGAGUGUGUUGAUGUGGGAUGUAAAAGCUGAAACCCUCUCGCCUUAUUAAUAUUUCAUUAUCAAACAGCUUUGCUGCAAACACAGCUCACAUGGCUUCGAAAUCAAAGGAGCAGCAAAGUCCAGUGAAGCGGAAAUUUACAAGCCCCGUUGGAAAUCAGAAAUACGUGACGAAGGGAAUUUCUCCCCGUUUUAGAGCAAAUUUGAAAGAUUUUCGCUCGUUUGGUCCCGUGAAGCAGAGCAAACAGAAAGGAGAUCUGGGACCUAAUCAUGGAAAAGCUUGGAGAAAGACUCAGAAGAGCCGAGCAGUGAGAUUUCAUUUUGGAGGGAAUAGUGCAGAUCCCUUGAACUUAAGCAGUUUGAUAGAUCGAGAUCCAUCAGUUGUCACCCCACAGGCCUCUCCAUUGUCAAUUCACAGUGCAUCCCCAGUUGAGGUUUUAGAACCACAUGACAAGACAGACCCUCUCAAUCUAAAACGUUGUCUUCCAGAACCUGAAAACAAUGUGUCUCACACAACACCAAAAAAGCGCAAGAAAAAGAAUCGAGGGCAUAAUCAUCAAGACAGGGAAAAUGAAAUUGGGUCAAAAGAGUAUUCAGGUGUUGUCAGCCAGCAGAAGAGGCAAAAGAAGAGUCUUGUAAACACUGGUGUUUCUUGUGACAAAAUUGAUGUUAAAUUAGGCAAAAACUGCACUGACCAGUGCAGUAUACAAUCAAAACAAGCCAAUGAUCUGUCCACAGAUGAAGACUUUGAACCAUCCCGUAAGAAAGCUUGCUACAUUACGAAGCAGACUUCAGAAGAAGUUGAUAAUAAAGAUGCUAACAUCACUGACGUGGAACAGUCUCCUUUAGAAACCCAACCCAAAAGUGUCCUUGAGAAAUCCAAAGAAAUAGGAAAACCUCAUGCAUCACAUAAAGGUAAAGACUCCAGGAGAGAUAAACAAAGCUUAUCAAAGGCACAUGAAAAAAAGGAAAAACUUUUUAUUUAUGGUAACUACAACAGGUAUUAUGGUUACAGAAACCCAAAUUCCAGCCAAGAUCUAAGACUGAAAUGCUUUAAAAAGGAAUGGUUUGAAGGAAAGGAUGUUUUAGACUUGGGUUGUAAUGUGGGUCAUGUCACAUUAACAAUUGCACGGGACUUCAACCCACAUGUUAUCCUGGGAAUGGACAUUGAUACUGCCCUGAUUAAAGCAGCAAGGAACAAUUUGCGGUAUUAUGUACAAAAUCAAGUGUCCGUUCCUGGAAUGUCAAGAAAAGGAAAAAAUUUUCCAGUGUCAUUCUCUGUUACCAGUGGACCUUUGGCUGCACCUAUAGUUCAGGGCAAUGAAGAAAAUCUGUCAUUUCCACAUAAUGUCCUCUUCAAACAGGAGAACUAUGUUCCUUGCAGUGGUGAAGUGCUUUCCAAACAGAAGCCAAUGUAUGAUGUGAUUUUGUGUCUGAGUGUGACGAAGUGGGUCCAUUUAAACUGGGGAGAUGAGGGACUCAAACUUAUGUUUAAGAGAAUAUUCCUCAAUCUACGUCCUGGUGGAAGACUUGUCCUCGAGCCUCAGCCAUUCUCCUCGUACAAAAAGAAGAAAAAUUUGACAGAAAAGAUCCGUGCAAAUUAUGAUGCCAUUCGCUUUCGCCCUGAACACUUUAUUGACUACCUUCUCUCAGACAUGGUGGGAUUUGCUACUUUUGAAGUUCUUGAGAUUCCACAACACAAAGCCUCUGGGUUCCAGAGGCCUCUGUAUCUUCUUACAAAAGCUGCCGAUAAACAAGGGGAACCUUCAGAAGAAAUGUAUUAGGAUGCAGUAAAAAUGUCAUCCAUGUUGUACUAGCAUAGUGUGUGGAAGUGACAAAGUGUAGUUGUCUUGCAUAUUCCUUAAGUCAGUGGAAUAAGUAACAUUCUUUUGACUUGUCUCAUAUUCAGCCACAAACUAGAAAAGUGGAGAAUAAACCUUUAAAUUUCAUUGAUGCAAUAGACCAUUGCUUUGUUUCUUAGAGUGUGUGUGAAAAUUUUGAUUUUUUUUGUUGGGUUGUUUGUUUUUUAGUUGUACAAUUGUGUAAGUGAUUGCUUCUUAGGUUAAAUUUUUGUAAAUAAAGUAAAUUUUUUAAA